Molecule: messenger RNA, 4692 nt
Organism: Saprolegnia parasitica CBS 223.65
Lineage: Eukaryota; Oomycota; Saprolegniomycetes; Saprolegniales; Saprolegniaceae
Exons: 7
Coding region: 1-4692 (1563 amino acids)
Source: RefSeq, a predicted model, not a curated record
AUGGCCGGUGUACUCUGGGUGACUUUGACGCUAGCAGGUAGCAUCUACUACCUCUAUUUGUUGCAACCCCGUUUUGCCAACGACCUCAUCUGGCCCUUUUACAAUACCAGCGGGUAUCGCAUCUUCUUCGUCGAUGUACUCAACGCCUUCCUUGAGACUGCGCCCGACGGGUCUCUCAUUGAUGUCGGCUCAAUCGCGCUUGAAGGACGGUACGAAGGUGUCCUCGUCGAUGCCACUGUGCACCCCACGUAUGCCAUGUCUCUUCUCGCGGCCAAGCUCACGACACUCGAGUUUGCGAUUGGAAGUCUUCGCAACUUGUCGGUCGCGAACGUUCCGUGGCUUCCGACGGCGUACUGCUGGGUCGAUCUGCACCAAGCGUUCGAGCUCGCGCAUACCGAAAUGCGUCAGCAGCGGUGCCGCGAUCGGUAUGCGGCCAACGGUGCCGUGUACCUCGAGGCCAUUUUGCGCAACACCGAUUAUAACGCCUUCCUCGAUCGUUUUGGCGGGAACGACAGCGCCUAUGGGUAUGCGAUUGAACGCGGUCUCAUGGCAUCAGCGCGUGGUGUCGCGUUUCUCGACUCGCUUCUUCGCGUGCGCACGACGGUCGCCGACGAAGCCGUCGUGUGGCGACAAUGUGGCAUCACUCGCUUUUGCUACGAAUGGCAGAACGCUCAACUUCCCGCUGUCGUCGAGACAGCGACGAUCAUGAAUGCACUUGGUGUCGCGACGCCGCUCACGCUCAAAAGCACUGCCCGCAACAUUGGCGCGUGGACGUCGAGUGCGUUCCAUCGCAUCUGGUUCAUGGACCUCGUGGAUGUCUACACCUGCAGCCUCAUCCGAGACACACUUGACUACUACGGUAACGGGUCGUGCUACAGCUACCUGCCCAUGGUGCCCGGUAACGACGCUGUGUUCAUCUUUGACACGAGCCAGCUCGAUAUGACGCUUCCUUAUCUGGGGCCGUACUUUUCGGUCGACCUCUGGGUUGUGCCACCGCCAGCGAGUGUUGUGGAGCUGGUGUCAAUCCUCUCGGCUAGCAUUUACGGAUCCCUCAACAGCACGACGGCCGCGAUGUACAAUGCGUUGCCGACGCUGCGCCUCGCGCCGAUGCCGCUAGCCUGGACAAGCGGUCCCUAUGUCUUUUACGGGGGCAGUCCGCUUUGCACGUAUGGAAAAGCGCAAGCGUAUCUCUUGCCACCCUUUUCUAUGCACGACCGGUGCGUCGUCCAAGCGCCAUGGACGAUCUCGUUGCCGCCAAUCUCCAUGAUCGCAGCCCUCGUACUCGUCAACGACACUGUUGACAGCAUCUGUGCGCUGCAGUCGUCCGAGACGUGCUCUUCCGUACUUUCUCGUCUCGAAUCGUUUCGUGGUUGGGAGUUAUCGAGUCUUCAUGCGCACCAUGUUCGAGAUGCCGCGGCCGCGGUUGCCAACCUCGACGUGAGCAUCAUACAGUUGGCGUCGGACGUAGACGGCAACUACACCCUGCUCAUCCAGCCCCUCCUCGAGACGGCUUUUGCGUUCUACGGCUGGGCGUUGCUUCUCGACUGGGUGCAUGGCCGCCGCGAAGUCGUUUCGUUUGAAGGCGACGACCUAACGCUCGUCCUCAUCUCGGACGCGUACGAUGUCACGCCCAGUACGUCCACUGGUGCAACACUCGGCACGGCCACCAUUGGCGUCUACUACGCGCUGGUCUACGCAUGCGCGCUUCUUGGCGCAGUGACAGUGGUCACCAUCCUCUGGGCCACCUAUGCUCGCAAUACGCUCACAAGCAUAAACUUGUUUGCAUUCAACCGUGUCGCCGGCUCGACGUGGCUCGGGCGGCCGUUGUUGCUGCUACGGGGCAUGAGCGCGAUCUUGUUGCUCAGCUCCGCGCCCAUUGACGUCACACGUUCGCAUGACGUUUUCAUGCAGCUGGCGCUGCCACGACGAAGCGUUCUCGAGACGCUUUUGUUAGCAUGGGAGGCCACCUGGAUCAGCUACGUGCUCCACGAGUUGCUCCUUCCGCUCGAUGCUGGCCGCGCCUUCUUCAUUGGGAGCGCUAGUACUGGUCUUGCGGUCCUGGGCAUUAGUGUCAUGGAACUGGGCUGGCCCACCGCUGUGGUAGCAGCCAUCGAUCGGCCUGCCAAGACAGGAGAUCCAAAGCGCCUCGUGCUCCUGCUAUGGAUUCCGUGCGUGCUUUUCGUACCGCUGUGGUUAUUGCUCUCGGGUGUUGGGCGGGCGUUCCUUGCCUGCAACCCGGCGCUCGACGGUGUCGGUCGCGUAGCAUCGGGGCUCUUUCGAUUGCAAAGCUACUACACCUUUGACCUCAAGCUAUGGCGCGUGCUUGCCGUCGUCUACCGCCUUGUGCAUCACCCCCCGGGGCCGCGAACCAAGCUGUCGACAAAACACUGGGUGCCGUGUUUCUGGGUCCUCUUUGGUGCGAUCUAUGUCAGCGUGGCCAUCUAUAGCAGUGCCGCGUAUCUCGAUGUUGCGCAAGGGACGUUUGUCAACGAUCUCAUUUGGCCGCGCUUCAAUAUGACGGGCGCGCAUCUGUUUCUAGCUCAGUGGAUGGCGUCGCCACCGCACCAUCUCCUUCUUGAUGCAGCGAGGACCGACUCGAUUGCGCUCACCAACUCUCUCGCGAUCAAUGGUCUUGGCAUGUACAAUGACACGAAAGCGAGUAUACUCGUUGCACCCCAGCAAGGCGCGCGUGUCCAGUACACAAGCCUCAUCGCAUUGGACGAAGCCAUCGUCGGUCUUCGGUCCUUGCAUCCGUGCGACGCGCCCUGGGUCUUUACGCCGUACUGCUACCUCGACUUGGAUCGAACGUGGGAGAUGGCCAACUCGAGGUCGCGCCAGGCACGGUGCUUGACCAAGACACAGAACGGAGCGGUCUAUCUCGCGUCUCUCUUGCGCAACGUGGAUCUGCGGGCGUGCUGGGGCGACGCGUUCGAGGUGGGCUUUGCGACCGAGCUCCGACGCUCCACGGCCGGCAUCGCGUUCUUGGCGUCGAUCGCACCCCCUCUCUGGCAAAACUACAAGUCCAUCGGUCUUUUACACUCGUACGACGUGGUCAAUGCCUAUGGCGCCGCCUACCCAUUCACGCUGCAGUCAACGGUAGGGCACUUCCGUCUCUCGAGUCAGACGUCGUUGAAAAUGUAUUGGGGACUCGCGCACGACUUGACGGGUCUUGUUGGCAACACAUCGGCCCUUCUCGGCGGCAAGAGUCUUCUCCGCAUGAGUAGCAACUUUGCAUUUGCCAACGGGUCGCUCCAAGAUGCCCUUGUCGAAGCGCAGCUGUUGCCGCCAUUUCCGUGGACGCUCAACUACCGUCUCUUGUCGUCGUACCUCGGGCCGUUUGGAUCUAUCGACAUGAUCUAUGUACCAGUGCCCCGUGUCUUGCAGCAAGUCGCAAUGACGUUUGGGGACGCCAUCGCUAUUGCACGGCAGCGCGAUCCCUUGGGGUAUCGCAACAUAUCGGCCGCAGAAGUGACGUUCCCGGUGCCAAGUGCGUGGCGAGGCACUGUGCAAUGGGCCAUGAGCGGCUCAGCUCUAUGCCCGAUCCAGACGAAUGAUUACGCACCACAAUUGUUCUUUCUCAUUAGCAGCGACGCGUUCGACAAGACUUGCAGCUCGCCAUUUCCAGGACUUGGCUUUCUGCCGUCGCGCAACCAUGUGCUUUUCGCACUGCUUCUUGCCAACGUGAUAUCGGCGUCUAAUCUGACGGCGCUCUGCGUCGUGGGCGUCACGUAUGAUAUGCCAGCGUGUGUUGCGUCCAUGCAGUUGGCAUUGGCGUAUGCUCUGCGCGUCCCACUGCCCGCGCUCCCGACUGCCACGUAUGCGGGCGCUAUCGAGAACAUUUCAUUGCAAGUGAUCCAGUUUGGCAGUACAAGCCGUUCGGUGCCAACGGAGCUCUAUGUCACGCCUUUCUUGGACCCGUUGGAUGCCGCGUUCAAUUACCACGCGUGGCUUUAUCUGUACGACUGGAUCCUAGGACAACGCGAAGUCAUUUCAUUUCAAGCCGACAACGGAACCCUUACUCUUUUGGGCGCAGGACUCACGUCCAUCGAGUCGUCUGUGGAUACAACCCAGCUAUCCACGGUCUUUUCCCUCUACGCGCUGCAAGUCGUGCGCUACGUGACAUUUGUGAUGCUCUUGUUGGCGGCUGUCACUGCCGUCUACAUUCUUGCGGCGCGCGGCCACGUCGAAGGCCAAAACAUGCUGGAGCUUAGUCGUGUGGGGGGCAUUGUCUGGGUCGGUCGCCCGCUCAUCGUCGUGCGCGGUAUCACUGCGAUUUGUCUCUUGUCGACGUCGUCUGUCGAGCUCGAGACGGAUGGUAUCCUGAGCUUCUUUGUCAUGAAACAGGUGCCGAUCUACAUGACAUGCCUCGCCGCAAACGAAGUCACGUGGUUUGUCGGCGUCGUCAACGACGUCUCGGUCGUCAUGACCCAGAACUACACAAUGACGUAUGCGAUGAUCAACAGCUUGCUGGUCUGGCUCGUCUCGGCCUGCCUCGCGACGCUCGCACCCGUACGACCCACGGUCACGAUCGCCCCGACAUGUCGCCUCGCCGCAUUGGACUUCCAAGUCGUGUGCUCGAUGGGGCAGUACCUCUUCAGCGUCGAAGGCUGGAUCAAGCAUGAUACGUACUAUCUGGACCGCGCGUCAGGUGUCUUGAACGGCCUCCUCAGCCAGCACAAGAAACCCCACUGA